GUUGAAAGUGAAGAAAAACUCAACAGAAAGGAUGUUAAAGCGUCCGGGGCCCCUGAGUCCGGACGAUGUUGAGCACAUAAAGCUGGAUAGAAUAAUUGCAUCAGAUCUAGUUGGGCACUCUGUGUCUGUCCAUGUAGCUGGUCUGCCUUAAGGUGCCAUGGCUACAGGGACCCAGGGCCACCGUGACCACAUCUUGGAGAAAGCCAAGCUCACGCCACCGACAGGGAGGCGCAGGAGAGCCGAGGUGAAGCCGAAGAAGAACUUCCCCUGCCAGGAGUGUCAGAAGGCGUUCAACAGUCUGGAGAAGUUGAAGGUGCACUCGUAUUCUCACACAGGAGAAAGACCCUACCGCUGCUCCCACUCCGACUGCACCAAGGCUUUUGUCUCCAAAUACAAGCUGCUACGGCAUAUGGCAACUCACUCGCCAGAAAAAAACCACAAGUGUUCAUACUGUGAGAAAAUGUUCCACCGCAAGGAUCACUUAAAGAAUCAUCUACACACUCAUGACCCAUACAAGGAGGCAUUCACCUGUCAGGAGUGUGGCAAGAGCUACAACACCAAGCUGGGCUUCAAACGCCACCUUGCCCUCCACGCUGCCAACAGUGGAGAUCUCACCUGCCAAGUGUGCCUGCAGCCAUUUCCUAGCACCGGGAUUCUUCUAGAGCACCUCAAAACACAUGCUGGCAAGUCCUCUGGUGGGACCAAAGAGAAAAAGCAUCGCUGCGAGCAUUGUGAGCGGCGAUUUUAUACCCGGAAAGACGUACGACGCCACAUGGUGGUGCACACCGGACGCAAGGACUUCCUUUGUCAAUACUGUGCCCAGCGCUUCGGUAGGAAGGACCAUCUCACACGUCACAUGAAGAAGAGCCACCCCCAGGAGCUGCUGAGGGUAAAAACUGAGCCAGCUGAUUCGCUGGAGCCCAUUGUCUACGACUUGGCUUCUGGGGACAUCAAGGGUGAACUCCCUGGAAUGCUGACGCCAAGGCUCCACCAGCUCAACAUGUACACAGGCCCCGUCCUGGACACAGAGCCCUUCCCCACCCCCACACACCCCUUUUCUUUAAAGUACCCGCUGGGCUCCAACUUUACCUCAUACACCGUCUCCUCACAGGAGCGGGAGCAGAAUCUAAAGGGAGAACUGGAGACUUACCUGAUGGAGCUGCAGAGCAGCAUGCCCUCCUCAUCGUCAGCAGCCCAAGAAUCAGCCCAACUCUCCUCCUCCAAACUUGAGUUGGGGCCUCACGUUGGCAGGCUGGAAGGAGCGAGCGAGGAAGUGUCCUUGUCCAAAAUGUCCUUGUCCACUUCGGUUGCAGCAGCCACUGCAGGUGACUCUCUGGCCUCAUCCUCCUCACUGAUGGACUUUUCACAGCUUUUCAACUUCCUUCCACUCAAUGGGCCUCCGUACAACCAGGCAGGGGGCAGCGGGGGGCAGGGUGUUGCCUAUCAACCCAACGAAGAGCCCACGUCUCUCGUCCAGCUGCCCCCCCAGUCCUCUGAAGGCCUAGAGGCUGCAGAGACGCCGCUUCAAGGGCUCCCCUCCUCCUUCAUAUCCAACCUGAGCACACCCACCACACUGCCCCGAUUCCACCAAGCUUUUCAGUGAUCCAGUAUGUACUGCAAAUAGCACACAUGCACUCUUAACACACACGUACUGACACACAUGUCAAGCUACACAACCACACAGGCAGAGAGACACUGAAACAAGAUGCCAGUAACACAUGAUUGGUGAUAUAAGAAACUCCUUCCUCCUCCUGAUAGCACUGACAACACACACAGAUACAGAGCUCUCCACACAAGGCUUGGUUUAGUCCGUUUUCUAAUGGCAACUAUUAGGAUGUCUUCUUUGCCCCUAUCAGUUUUAUUUAAGUUGGCUAAUCACACGUUUCACUAGUGAUGUGUUCAUUUAAUAGCAGAAAAAUUAUCCCCUAGAUCUUAAAUUGCAGCGCAAGCAACAGCUCUGACAAACAGGUCAGCACAGCUCAGGUUCAUACUUUAAUAGAUUUCAGUGCAGCACUUCUCUGUGCACUGCAUCACUUUCAUCAGUACAAAAAUUCGCAACACACACAUUGCUGGAGUAUAACCAUUUUUCUGCAGUAAUGUGAACCUGACACAGCAAAAAUACAUCAAAGGUGAAUUAGAGGAACUUUCACUUAGA
This is a messenger RNA of Limanda limanda (common dab), 2155 nucleotides long. It is a transcript of the gene plag1, whose product is annotated as pleiomorphic adenoma gene 1. The transcript is spliced from 3 exons. Gene Ontology annotation, cellular component: cytoplasm; nucleus. The record is from RefSeq and is a predicted model, not a curated record. Gene Ontology annotation, biological process: regulation of transcription by RNA polymerase II; cell fate commitment. Lineage: Eukaryota; Metazoa; Chordata; Actinopteri; Pleuronectiformes; Pleuronectidae. The coding region runs from base 158 to 1603 and encodes 481 amino acids. Gene Ontology annotation, molecular function: RNA polymerase II cis-regulatory region sequence-specific DNA binding; histone deacetylase binding; DNA-binding transcription factor activity.